Molecule: messenger RNA, 910 nt
Organism: Amoebophrya sp. A25
Lineage: Eukaryota; Dinophyceae; Syndiniales; Amoebophryaceae
Source: the annotation of a GenBank genome assembly
CGCGGAUUACGGGCGCUCGUCUGCCGCAUCAUUCUACGAGGGUGGUGCAAGCGCCAAUAUUAGCCGCGCAAUGCUUUCCGAUUCAGGUGGUUAUGCUACGAAAAAGCCUGCCUUUUUGCGAGGUCGCCGUCUUGGCGGUGCCGCCAUGCACCGGCAACAGCUGAAAAAAGUCGGAUCGUGGACAAGCAGUGAAAACAUUUUCAACGCCAGCACAGAUUUGUUGAUGCAACUUAGUCACUUUGACGGCGAAGGUCGCUUGAACGCGGCAUCCUCGGCCAAUGCGUCGUACGACCUCAGCUCUAUAGGCAAUCUUAACAUGGACGAGCAUCACAUGCGAAAAUUCUUCACCAAUCACGCCCCGUCGUGUCCCUUGGAAACGUUAAAGCAUUUGGCUAAGACCGGAGAACAGGAAGAAGUGAUGCUGUGCGCGCGUCUUCAGUAUUACUACUGUCAGAUUUCACCUCACGAGUCUUUGGGAGACUACAGCCGCAAGUGGUUUGCUUACGAUCCGCUUCCUGGGGCAUCAAAUUUGUUGGGAACCCCACCCGGAGGAGCUUUCCCUGCUGCAUUCGCGAAGGCUUCAUCCGGUGACAGUACUCUUUCACCUGGACGCACAGAUGAAGGAGGUACAAGUAGUAGCGCAAGGCAUCAAUGCAGUGCUGCUCGUGCCAGUGACUCGAAGGCCAAUGGUGGAAGCAAUUUUUUUUCACCAUCAGCAUCGCAUAAACCAAAAGACGAUAGAAGCGCUGGCUUGUUAGGCGCGAGAACGUCCUCUGGUGUCCUGAACAGAACCAGUUCGUCGGCAUCAAGCUCUUCCUCUACUCGUACACCAGAUCAAUCGAAGUGGUCCCGCACUAGGAGGAAACCAGCUGCGUCGAUAGUGUCCGAAAACUCCUCUUAUGGAUUAAGG